Molecule: messenger RNA, 870 nt
Organism: Trichoderma aggressivum f. europaeum
Lineage: Eukaryota; Fungi; Ascomycota; Sordariomycetes; Hypocreales; Hypocreaceae
Exons: 3
Coding region: 1-870 (289 amino acids)
Source: RefSeq, a predicted model, not a curated record
AUGCCAACGACGGGUAUGGCGUACGGGUCGGAAUACGGCGCCGAUUCGAGGCCACAAACUCAGGGUUUCGGGGGCUACAACACGGGUAUGAUGAUGUACAACGUGCCUCAGCCGAACACGCAAACUCCAGUCUAUGACGCUCAACAAUUCGGGCAACGGCAGCAGGCAGCAAUGCAGAUGAUGGCACCGGAUGUCACCUCAGCAUACUUUAAUCCCGAAGCAGGGAGCGCGGCAGCAGCAAGCAUGCAGCACCCGGGCCAGGGGGGCAGCGCAUCAGCUGGAGUAUAUCAGCAGGGCCAAUCCAUGAGUUACGCGGGCAGCAUGCCUGGUACAGGCGCCAUGCAGCAGACAUCAGGAGCCGCGGAUUCCGCCAUGGGAGAAGGGCAAGACUAUGCUACGUCUGGGCUUCAAGAGAAGUGGCAAAACUACCAACGACAACUAGGAUCCGUUUUUCAGGACAUAUCAUCUGUUUCGUUGGAGAGAGCCGCCGAAACCCUUCUCAACAUCUCUGGGUGGUUGCUCACGCAAGUGGCAGAAUUAGGGCUCAGCCAAGAUGACGCCAGCCUUCACGCCGAGAGAAUAAAACUGUGGAACGACUUUAACCACGCGUGGUUAGCCCUCUGCUUUCGACAAAAAGAAAUCAUGUCAUCAGGUCAGCAGCUGUCGAGAUCACAGCAGGUCAUGUCGCAGGACACAAUAAAGAAAAUGGGCGACGAGCUUGUUCGGCUUUGCGAUGGUAUCGAGAGCCAUGGUUUAGUUGAUUAUCAGUACGGCGUGUGGGAGGACCGAAUCGAGACAGUUCUUGAAGAAUGUCUCGAUCUCUACGACUCCCUCGAAGCGGCCGCUGGCACAAGUGGAGGAUCUCGCUGA